CAACCUUUCCUAUUGGAAAUUGAAACGUAACCAGAGCAAAACAGUAAAGGUCUUACCAAAGGACGCAAAAAUAAAGAAGUACUUCAUAGAAAUAAAUAGAAUGACUACACGCAAUCUUACAGAUGAACAAAUCGCCGAAUUUCGUGAGGCAUUUUCUUUGUUUGAUCGGGAUCAGGACGGAAAUAUUACCUCGAACGAGUUGGGUGUCGUAAUGCGGUCUCUUGGGCAGUCUCCUACAGCAGCUGAAUUACAGGAUAUGAUUAAUGAAGUAGAUGCUGACGGAAACGGAACCAUUGAUUUUACAGAAUUUUUGACAAUGAUGGCUCGUAAAAUGAAGGAUACCGAUAAUGAGGAGGAAGUCCGUGAGGCUUUCAAAGUAUUCGACAAGGACGGCAAUGGGUAUAUCACAGUUGAAGAGCUUACUCAUGUAUUGACCAGUCUUGGUGAGCGUCUCUCUCAAGACGAAGUUACUGAUAUGAUUCGUGAAGCCGAUACGGAUGGUGAUGGUGUCAUUAACUAUGAAGAAUUCUCUCGAGUAAUAUCUUCGAAGUAAUUAUCCUCACUUUCUUUAAAACAUUCACACCGUGAUCAAAAAUAUUUCAAUCAACAUCUGUGUCCUUCAUAAUUUUUUAUUUUCAAUCAGAGUAAACUCUUAACAUCGCAUAUUCCCAAUUUUCCUAAACUUCCGUUUACUAUUAUCAUGUUCCUUCUUACAGCUUAUGGAAAACUACUUUCCUUUUUCAUUUAUGAGAAAGAAAUGGAUUCAAAAAGUUGAUUUCCCUCUUACCUGCUAACUCUUAGGAAUGAUUUUUGUAAUGAAUAAAGCAUUUUUUCUGUCAGUCAGUUAUGUGAAGGUGAAAAAGAUGAUUUGGAAGCUUACCAAACAACUUUCAAUUCCUCCUUGUCCUCAUUAAACUAAUUCUCCAUUACUGAUCUUUUUCUUUUCAAAAAACAAGGCUUCAUAGGUGGUCGUUUGCAAACAAGGUUGUAUUGUCUCUCUUUGUAACGACUUUGUUCCAAAUGACUUGUCAACAGGUGUUCAUCACAGCUAAGGAAUCUUAUCGUUUUUUGUAUUUUUAAAGAUAGAACUAUAAGGUUGCCACUUACAAAAAAAAACCUUUCAAUUCUUUUGUUUCUCGAUGUUACGUAGCUCGGCUUUACGGCCUUUAUAUUACGUCCGUGAUCACAACCAUGGAUAGCAGAAUUACAAGAAUCCUACAGAUACUUUAACCCUUACUUGUUGAUGUGCUUCUCUGUAUA
Schizosaccharomyces cryophilus OY26 is the source of this 1260-nucleotide messenger RNA. RefSeq names its product calmodulin Cam1. The record is from RefSeq and is a predicted model, not a curated record. Gene Ontology annotation, molecular function: calcium ion binding; enzyme regulator activity. The transcript is spliced from 2 exons. Lineage: Eukaryota; Fungi; Ascomycota; Schizosaccharomycetes; Schizosaccharomycetales; Schizosaccharomycetaceae. The coding region runs from base 101 to 553 and encodes 150 amino acids.